AUGUCUUCCAUUGCAUCAGGGCUUAACAAGGCCCUACCAAAGCCUAAGUAUACUGGCGAGGAAGAAGAGCUGCCUGCACAUGCACGACCCCGUGGUCCUCGUGUGGUCGGCGCCGACCAAAUCGAUGAAAGCCAAGUUGUUUUACGGAGAACUGGCCCUCCUCCCUAUGGAAACCGCACAGGAUGGCGCCCACGAGGCCCUGAAGAUUUUGGUGACGGAGGUGCUUUCCCCGAGAUUCCUUUGGCACAAUACCCCCUCGAUAUGGGCAAAAAGGGAGCAGCGUCCAAGUCAAAUGCGCUUGCGGUACAGGUGGAUGCGACUGGCAAGGUCAAAUACGACGCGAUCGCGCGCCGCGGCCACACCGAUAAUAAAAUUAUCCAUGCUUCAUUCAAGGACUUGAUCCCACUGCGACAGCGGGUGAACAUGGGAGAGAUCUCACUCGACCGACCUUCAGAGGAGGAGGUUCAUGCACAGAUGGAAAAGACUAAGGCCGCAUUGGCUAUUUUGGUCGACGGCGCUGUGCAAGCACAGAAACCCAAAAGUGCACUCGGUGGUAAAAGAGCAGAUCCCACAUUUGUCAGAUAUACCCCAGCCAACCAGAUGGGUGAUAACUCUCACAAGAAUGAUCGGAUUAUCAAAAUCGUGCCAAAGGAGAUCGAUCCGAUGGAGCCACCCAAAUUUAAGCAUAAGAAGAUUCCUCGCGGUCCUGGAUCGCCGCCGCCGCCAGUUAUGCAGUCACCACCACGAAAGCUCACAGCGGCGGAUCAAGAAGCCUGGAGAAUUCCCCCUCCCAUCUCGAAUUGGAAGAAUCCUAAGGGUUUCACAGUCCCUCUAGACAAGCGUCUCGCCGCAGAUGGCCGUGGAAUGAGCGAUGUGACAAUUAACGACAAGUUCGCCCAGUUCGCCGAGGCUUUGUUCACCGCCGAUCGACACGCCCGUGAGGAGGUACAGCUCCGAACCCAGAUGCAGGUCAAACUCGCAGAAAAGGAGAAGGCACAGAAGGAAGAGACUCUUCGACAAUUGGCUCAGCAGGCCCGUGUAGAUCGCUCUGGACCCAGCCGUGCCCGUGUCCGCGACUCCCGGUCUCAUUCUCGCGAUCGAAGUGCCAGUCGCAGUGUUGCUGAUCGCUCCGUUAGCCCGAGUGAUGGCGAAGAGGUCCAAGAGCGCGAGCGUGAGCGUCGUGAGCGACGACAGGAGAAUGAGCGGCAGCUACGCCAGUCCCGUAUGGGUACGGAGCGUCGCAUCCAGGCUAUGGCACGUGAGCAAAACCGUGAUAUCUCCGAGAAGGUUGCUUUGGGACUGGCCAAGCCUACUCAAAGCGCCGAAACUAUGUGGGAUUCCCGUCUGUUCAACCAGACUAGUGGUAUGAGCACUGGUUUCAAUGAUGACAACCCAUAUGACAAGCCAUUGUUUGCUGCGCAAGACGCUAUUAACAGUAUCUACCGCCCGCGUGCCCAGGCCGACGUCGAUGACGGCGAUGGAGGCGAGGCCGAGAUGAACAAAAUAAAAAAGGCCAGUCGCUUCGAAGUCCUGGGACGGGCUAAGGAGGGAUUCCGUGGUGCUUCUGAUGCCGAGGAGCGCCAUGGGCCUGUUCAAUUCGAAAAGGAUACUGCGGACCCAUUCGGUAUCGAUCAGAUGAUUGCCGAAGCUUCGACUGGUACUAAGCGAUACGGCAUUCAAGAGACCGAGGACGAUCGUGGAUCGAAGCGUGCCCGAGUCGAUGAUGACUAA
Molecule: messenger RNA, 1731 nt
Organism: Penicillium taxi
Lineage: Eukaryota; Fungi; Ascomycota; Eurotiomycetes; Eurotiales; Aspergillaceae
Product: SKIP/SNW domain-containing protein
Exons: 3
Coding region: 1-1731 (576 amino acids)
Biological process (GO): mRNA splicing, via spliceosome
Cellular component (GO): spliceosomal complex
Source: RefSeq, a predicted model, not a curated record